AUGGAGUCCUCGCUCUGCACAGAAUCGCGGGGCACGUUGACCGGAGCACAUGCCGCUCCGGGUGCCGGCAUGCGGCGCCACCGGCCCCCGGCCCGUGCCAGCGCGUUGGGACGAUGGAGGCCUCGCGCGCUGCGCGCCCACGCGAGCGCGACGGAGCCGGAGCCCCUGGCACCGGCGAAGGGAGGGCAGCCGGCGGUGCCCUGGACCGCGCUGAGGGUGGGCGCGGGCGCGGGCGUCGCGCUCGCUCUGGCCCUGGGCGGCGCCUCGUGGUCAGCGCGCGGCGGUGGCGCCGGCGCCGUCCUCGUGCAGCCGGCCAUGGUGUAUACGCUCAACGCCGUCACGGACGGAACGGAGCGGGGCGGCACCCCGGCAGCGGCGGUGAGGACGAGCGUGGGCGCGCUCUCGGACUCGCUGUUCCGGCGCGAGGACGCGCCCAGAGAAAACGCCACGCUCAUGGACCUCGUCUUCGAGCAAGUCACCAAGGAGCACAUCGGCGACAGGGGGAAGCUGACGAGCCUGCUGCAGAAGGAGUGGGCGGCGUCGCGCGACCCGGAGAGAAAGCUCGACCUCGGCUUGCUGCUCACCGACGUGCUCAUCAAUCAGAGAGAAUGGCAGAGGGCAAAAGAAGUCUGCCAGCAGCUGACCGGCCGCUACCAACGUGACUCGAGGCCAUAUUUACAUUUGGCUGUGGUUAACAUGAUGAUGGCGGUGGAGACCAUGCUAUCUCCGGACACGGCCACCGCCGACGACAUCGAGAAGAUGUCCAAGAACGCCAUGGACGCCUGGAAAGAAUUCAAGAACAAGUACGAGCUGGCCAAGGGAACAACAGAGUCCAGCACCUGA
Triticum turgidum subsp. durum (durum wheat) is the source of this 843-nucleotide messenger RNA. NCBI's taxonomy places the organism in Eukaryota, Viridiplantae, Streptophyta, Magnoliopsida, Poales, Poaceae. The record is from the annotation of a GenBank genome assembly.